AAGAAAAUCAGACACCGUACAUCAGUACAUCACCGUAAACGAAGUCGGAUGUCGAGUGAUGAGCAGUUGACGAGUGACGACCGAUGUAAAACAAAUAACAACAACAAUAACAACAAUAAUAAUAGUAACAACGAUCAGCAGUACUGCAGUAGUGACAAUAAUUACCAAUAAGUCCGUCGGUCCGCCGCGGGUUUUCUCGCGCAAGUUGCCGUCGUCGCUGCCUUCUCAGCCGACUGCCGAGUCAAGUCGGCGCGGAAGUUGCGUGCGUGCGUAUUGUGCGGGAUCUGCGCCCGUCCUGUUUCGGUUUUCAGCGUUUUCACGGCAAUGCGCCCCGCCGGCCAAUUACUAUUUGGUCAAUGUUCGCUCAGAGGUGUUCCCCUAUGCACGUCCGCCACCGUCGCGGAUUGAACACCGUCCAUCUGUCCGGGUAAUGGUCUCUAAUUAUGGGCGCGCAGCAGACCAAGGAUCGCGCCCUGACCUCAGGAUCGCUGACCGUGCGCAGCAUCAGGUCCAAACCGCGGUUUUCCAACGUCAAAGACGGAAAGAACCAAGGGCUCAACAUAUUCACCGAACACAGUGAAGCAUUAUUACAAAGCAGACCUUUACCUCACAUACCAGAUCUUCCAGAUGGUGAUCCUCCGGGGACCAUUCCUUCAGGUGGUGGGAGUUCAGGUGGUUCAAUUGGUGGAACAAUAUCAAGCAAUUUAGAAUCUUCAAUUCGAUGGACAUCAAAAGAAAACUUAUUGCAAUCCCAAGAAGAUGAUGAUCCACAGUUAUUUGUUGCUUUAUAUGAUUUUCAAGCAGGCGGUGACAACCAACUUAGUCUUAAAAAAGGAGAACAAGUUCGUAUAUUAUCUUACAAUAAAAGUGGUGAAUGGUGUGAAGCACAUGCAUCACCAGGACAAGUUGGAUGGGUGCCAUCAAAUUAUGUAACACCCGUUAACUCAUUAGAGAAACAUUCUUGGUAUCAUGGUCCUAUAUCAAGAAAUGCUGCUGAGUAUUUGCUUAGUUCUGGAAUAAACGGUAGUUUUUUAGUCCGGGAAAGCGAAAGUUCUCCAGGUCAAAGAUCUAUUUCAUUACGAUAUGAAGGGCGUGUUUACCAUUAUCGCAUUAAUGAAGAUACCUCUGAUGGAAAAGUAUAUGUGACUACUGAGAGUCGUUUUAAUACCCUUGCUGAAUUAGUUCAUCAUCAUUCAAUGCAUUCUGAUGGUCUUAUCACACAACUUUUGUACCCAGCUCCUAAACAUAACAAACCUACUGUAUUUGCACUUAGUCCUGAACCUGAUGAAUGGGAAAUUAAUCGAACAGAUAUUGUUAUGAGACACAAACUUGGUGGAGGACAAUAUGGUGAUGUUUAUGAAGCUGUUUGGAAACGAUAUAAUAUGACUGUUGCCGUCAAAACCUUGAAGGAAGACACAAUGGCACUCAAAGAUUUUUUAGAAGAAGCGGCCAUUAUGAAGGAAAUGAAACAUCCAAAUUUAGUUCAAUUGCUAGGGGUUUGUACUAGAGAACCACCAUUUUACAUAAUAACAGAAUUUAUGAGCAAAGGAAAUCUGUUAGAUUAUUUACGGCAAGGCAAUAGGGAAAAUAUUAAUGCAGUUGUGCUUAUGUAUAUGGCCACUCAAAUAGCUAGUGCAAUGAGUUAUUUAGAAAGUCGCAUGUUUAUUCAUAGGGAUUUGGCUGCACGUAACUGUCUUGUUGGAGAAAAUCAUCUUGUUAAAGUUGCUGAUUUUGGUUUGGCCCGAUUAAUGCGAGACGAUACAUACACAGCACAUGCUGGUGCAAAAUUUCCUAUAAAAUGGACUGCUCCUGAAGGCUUAGCUUAUAAUAAAUUCUCAACCAAAUCUGAUGUGUGGGCAUUUGGUGUCUUACUAUGGGAAAUCGCCACAUAUGGUAUGUCACCAUAUCCUGGAGUUGAUCUAACUGAUGUUUAUCAUAUGCUAGAAAAAGGAUACAGAAUGGAUUGUCCACCUGGAUGUCCACCAAAUAUAUAUCAACUAAUGAAACAGUGCUGGCAAUGGGCUCCAAAUGAGAGGCCGUCUUUUAAAGAAAUUCAUCACGCUUUGGAAAAUAUGUUUCAAGAAUCAAAUAUUAUUGAAGAGGUGGAAAAACAAUUACAAGGGAGCUCAACACCCCAACUAUCACAUAAAAAGGCUCACGGUAAUAAUUCAAAUAUCAUGGGUACCUCUUUGGAAUCUAAUGAAGCAAUUACACAAGUUGAACGUAAUUUGUCCACAUUUGGUGGACCAGUGGUGAAAGGAAGCCUUGUGCAACUACGACGACCAACUAAUAAACGUGGAAAAACAGCACCGGCUCCACCAAAACGUACCAGUUUGUUGUCAUCGUGCAGUUCAUUUAGGGAUUCACAUUAUGGUGGUCCAGUAAUGGCUGAUCAAAACGAUGCAGCUAUGUCUCUUCCUCCACAACAUUUUUUCGAAGACAACUUUCCACCAAACGGAAUUACCAAAGAGUUGCAAAAUGUAGUUAACAGCCUUGCCGAUAGCGAUGGUGCCAGUGAAGAAAGCGCCGAACCGGUAGAAACCGAAAACGAGUGUACCCACAUACCGCAGUUGAACCGAGUCCAUCGUGGUUCCCUCACCAAAAAGACGUCCAAACACCAAGCGUCACACCCACUUUACCAAAGAGACACUGGCAAUUUAGACACACCAAAGGUCGCGGCGCUGGAAGUGCAAAACGUGAAGCGCGCCAUCAACCGCUACGGCACGUUGCCAAAGGGGGCGCGCAUCGGCGCGUACCUUGAGUCGCUGAGACACGGCAACGGCGAGUCGGCCGAAACGGGAACCGCCAAACCGCCGGCCAGCUUGCACCGCAGCACCAACAUGCCGUUACGUCGACCUUUCCAACAACCAGGUAAUAUGACUAGGAGUAACUCGUCGACAAAUUUUCAGCCUUCCUCGCCGCGGACUGUCCGCGCCCAACCGACAGCACCGCCAAACCUCGCGGAUCUCGAAUUCCCGCCGCCGCCACCGCCCGAAGACCUCGACCACGAGGAAAUGUCCACGUUUCGAUUCGGCGUGAGUCUCAGGCACAGAGAACCGUCGACGGAUUCGUGCAACAGUGCCAAAUCGGAACCGGCUAGACUGAAGUGCGUCGCGGCACGCAAGGACAGACUGCAUCCGGCCGAGCACAACAACAAACCCGGGGCGGCGGCCGUUGCGGUCGAGCCGUCGCCCGUGUUGUCGAAAAAGAACAUUGCGGUCGCUGAAGUGUCACCGUCAUCGGACGAAGACACCGCCGCCAAAGACGUGAAAAGUCUCGUGCCGGACAUCAUGAAAGAAAUGAUGGAACUGAAACAUCAAUCCGCGGCCGGCGACAAGAAGACGACCACGACGGGCGGCGGUGGCGUCGCGGGCAAGGAAGAUCAACAGCAGCGGCCCGCGUCUCCGGUCGACUUCAAGACGAACCUCAGGAAGGUGAGCGCCAAGGACGACCGCGAUCAAUAUCACCUCCUUCACCACAACCACCAGCAGCAACAGUUGCAACGCAUCGAUAACAACAUUGCAGAAAUCAAAUCGCAAUUGAAAAAAGUGAAAAUCGACGAGAAAAAAGACGGCGGCGAUUUGGUCGAAUCUACCGGUGACGGCGGCGAUGGCGGCGACGACAAGAGGCGGAGCACCGGCAGCAUAAGCAGCCUGAAGAAACUUUGGGAAGGCGAGAGCCCGCCGUCGGAAGUGGCAGUGGCGGUGACAGCGAAGGAAAGACGGGUCUGGCCGCCCCCGCACGACGACAACCGACCGGCCGUGCCGGUGAAGCCGUCGUCGGCGGCGGCCGCAGCUGCCGCCGCCGCCGCCACCAAGUCGUCCAACAAAUCCAACGCGAUAUACGCGACUCCGGGCGCGGUGUCCCCGUCCAACAUUGUGGAACAGUGGCAGACGGUGGACAACAGUCUGCGAGCCCUACGCGCCGCGCCCACCGUCACGUCGGCCGGCUGGCUGUCGCUGUCCGACAAGGUGGGCGGCUUCCACUCGUCGUGCCUCAACUACGCGGACACCGCGGCCCCGCCGAACCUCAGGUUUCACCUGCGCGAGCUGCUCAACAGGUUGGAAUCGCAGUCUCGGCAGAUGCGGUCCGCGGGCGGUGGCCGUCAGCAGGCCGACCACUCGACCAUAUUCCAAACGCUGGACGGCACCCUCAAGGACAUACUCAACGUCAUACAGAGAUAAAACUCGCGGGCCCGCCGCCGCCACCGAGUGUAGUCGUAUUGUUCUACACAAAACACUUACCUUACUACCUAUUAUAAUAUAUUUUAUUAUCAUAUGAAUAUUAUUAUGUAUUACGCGCUUGCUCUGCGAAUACCGCCCCGACGCUGUGGCGUCACAUUCCUUUAACGAUAUAUAUUCUAUACGAAAUUAUUUAUUAUUUUUUUUUAUUACUAUGGUUAUUAUUAUUAUUAUUAUAAUUAUUUUGAGUUUUGACUGUACAGACUUUAUAUAUACUUUCUCUUAUGAUAAUAUUUGAAUACAACAAAAUAAGUGUAUACUUGAAAAAUUAGCAUUUUAAUAUAUACGUAAGUGCUACGUGUAUAAUGUGUGUGUAACUUCGAUGUUGACAGAUUUGUCGUUAUUAUUUCCAUUGUUACGUUUUGAAAAUAACGUCCCGAUGUAAACACUCAUUUCCGCCAUCGUGGAAUUAUUUAAUAUGUUUCUUUGUAUUUAUCGAUUAUCGAACUGAUCGGUUAUUGAUCAACUGACGGUCAAACGUAUAAUAAAAUACUUUUAUUCUUUACGCCGAGUCGUAGUUGUUCCCUUCCGUUGUAAAGUACCAGUAACACCAAAAAUAUUUCUGUAACACUACACUAUAUCCUUGCGCUUUUUCGUUUUUAAUUGCCAAGCGUUCAGUUUAAUGGCAAAGGAAAAAAAGUAAUUAUCGUGUACUUCGUAUUUGUAUACAAAUUAGAAUCAUAGACAAUAUUGUGUAUUAUACUAUAAUAUAAUAUAUACAUUUUACAUUUAUGAAAUCAUUCCAAGUGUGUUGUGCAGCAAAAGUGCGACAUCGGCCCUUUGUUUAGUCAUUUGGUAAACGCAUUCCGUCAUUUAAUAUUCGAACUGCUCAUAAGAGGUAUACACUACACGAGAGGUCCCCAAGAAUAAAAAAUAAUAUGUUAAUUAUAAUAAUAAAUAAUAAAACCAUUACACGUAAAUUUUUUUAUCGCUUUAGACUUGUUUUUUUUUAGAAAUGUUCCCGCGACGUCAUGUGAUUUUUUUUUUGGACUUGUGGGUUUAUUCAUAUUAUUAUGAAAACAUAUUCAUACUAUAUUUAUUAUGAAAACCAGUAGAGCAUUUUAUUAAGUUCCGAUAAUAGUACUCUACCUGAAUUGGUUUUUAUUUACUAGCGAGUUGACAGAGGUUUAUGUGAGCAGUAAGGUCGGCACACAAAGAUUAUUAUUAUACCUAUUUGUUUUUUUCUUUUUGUGUUUGGUUUCUACUUAUUCCAUUCUGAACGGACGAUAAAAUGCGCGUUUGUGUGUGUGCGUGUGUAUGUGUGUGUGUCUGUAUAUUUAUUUCGUCACUAAUUUUUUUUUAUAUUUCUACCUAAAAUAUUAAACUGCCCAUAUUUUGUUGCUCAAUGAUUUGUUAAUUUUUACCAUACCUGUAAGAUGUUUACAUCAUGAUAUCGAUUUAUAUCUUCUUUGUGUUUUUAUGUGUAUGAUUUUUAUUAUUAUUAUUAUUAUUAUUAAUUACAUAUUUAACCCCACUCCACUUCCUUGUUUUCCCUCUUGUUCGAUACAUGUAUCGUUAAUGAAUCGUACGCCUGCAUCUUAUUGUAAAAAUGCGGUUUUUGAGUCUUUGAUCAACGUAAUAUUUAAUUCAAUUAUAUAUAUAAAAAAAAUUGAAAAGACUGAAAUGAUUUUGUCCACUGGUAGGCCUUUAUAAAUUAUUAAUAUUGCGGUAGCAUACACACAUGUUCAUCGCAAUAUUGUGUGCGUAUAAGAGAGAAAAAAAUAUCUUUAAAUAUACUAUGAUGUAGAUCUACGUACCUAAUUAUAUAAUUUAUAUAUAUAUAUAUAUAUAUUUAUAUUAUGUCUAUGUAAUAAAAAUAAAAAUGUUUCAUUUUAAAAUACUGAUCUAGUCUUUAUAGUAGUAGGUUAUAUUUUUUUUCGUAUCAAAAAUGCACGUUAUACCUAAAUAUUAUAUUAUUUUCUAAUUUCUAUUAAUAAAUCUUACGAUGUGUACUGUUUUUGCGCUCCGUCUAUCUUCAUACGAGUUUUACGUCUAUUAUUAUAUUAGAUAUAUAGAACUUAUUGUGCAGAAGCAAAAUGUAAAACAUU
Rhopalosiphum maidis (corn leaf aphid) is the source of this 6289-nucleotide messenger RNA. RefSeq names its product tyrosine-protein kinase Abl (gene Abl). NCBI's taxonomy places the organism in Eukaryota, Metazoa, Arthropoda, Insecta, Hemiptera, Aphididae. The record is from RefSeq and is a predicted model, not a curated record. The transcript is spliced from 13 exons. Gene Ontology annotation, molecular function: protein binding; ATP binding; non-membrane spanning protein tyrosine kinase activity. The coding region runs from base 444 to 4184 and encodes 1246 amino acids. Gene Ontology annotation, biological process: protein phosphorylation.